AUGUCUCUGUCCGGCUCGCAGACACCAGAGGACGGACUCUACGGCUCCUGGGUCGAGCUGGAGGAGCUGAUUACAGCCGUGAGCCGCAGGGAGAGCCUGACAGGGACUCAGGACAGCAUCUCCUCUGCCCCAGGGGAGCUGGAGAGGAUCCUUCUGGAGGCACAGCUGGAGUGUGAGAGGAGUAGAGACAGUCCUCCACAAGAGGGGACUCCACGGUCCACCGGUUCCCCAAGGCCCACUAGUGAGCAGGACAGUGACUGUAUCACCAUACAGGAGGAGGCUGAGCGGCGAGUGGACACUGACUGGGUGUGGGAUUGGUCCAGUAGACCUGAAAAUAUGCCACCAAAAGAGUUUGUGUUUCAGCACCCGAAGCAGCAGAGCUCGCUCAGCGUGAGGAAGACGGAGGUGAUGAAGAGAGGAAUCUUCUCCUCCGAUGUUCUCCUCAUCCUCGUUCCCUCUCUGCUGGCCUCACACCUGCUCACACUUGGAGUCGGGAUCUACAUAGGAAAGCGAUUGGCCGCUUCUACAACUAGCACGCUGUGACGUCGGCUGUAGACCAACUCCCCCCCUUUGCUAACAGUCUGGCCAUUAAGGUCUGACUGUUAGCGCACUAAUAUGCCUCCUUCCUUCUCCGUCAUGGGGCAACCUUAGGACCCUGCCAAUCUGUACCUCUGUCUCUCUGUCCAUCUGUCUACCCAGCAGCACUCUGUCAGUCCGUCUCUCCGUCAGCCUCUGAAUGUCGUAGAGCCCGGAGAUCGGAUGGAUGCCGACCAAUGAGUCAGGCUGAGGUCACUUUUACUCUCCCGGAGAGUAACACUGAUCUCAACCGGUAUUAUCAGAGAGGAGAGAUUGCCCAGAUACAAGAGAAAGGAGAGAACGAGUUUUAGCCAGC
Anoplopoma fimbria (sablefish) is the source of this 892-nucleotide messenger RNA. RefSeq lists its product as uncharacterized. Gene Ontology annotation, biological process: mitochondrial outer membrane permeabilization; positive regulation of apoptotic process. Gene Ontology annotation, cellular component: nucleus; mitochondrial envelope; mitochondrial outer membrane. Lineage: Eukaryota; Metazoa; Chordata; Actinopteri; Perciformes; Anoplopomatidae. The record is from RefSeq and is a predicted model, not a curated record.